AUGACCUCUCUCGCCUGUCAGCCUGGUGUCUUCCCCAGCUCUCCGUACCAGACCUUCCCUCAGUCCUAUUACCAUGAACAUCCAGGUUACAUGGCUCCGAUGACCCCACAGAGCACCUUUGGGACCCAGUCGGCCUACCAGGGCAGGCUCGAAGGGCCCCCAGGGGCCUCGUACCCACCAAAACACGCAGUUUACGUGGUGGAUCAGCAGCAGGAUCGAGGCGGCGGCAGGAAGUCGUGUCUGGCGGCGUGCUCGACUCUCCUGUGCUGCUGCUGCCUCUGGGACCUGCUGACUCAGCACCUGUGCUGA
This is a messenger RNA of Oreochromis aureus, 309 nucleotides long. RefSeq names its product cysteine-rich and transmembrane domain-containing protein 1-like. The coding region runs from base 1 to 309 and encodes 102 amino acids. NCBI's taxonomy places the organism in Eukaryota, Metazoa, Chordata, Actinopteri, Cichliformes, Cichlidae. The record is from RefSeq and is a predicted model, not a curated record. The transcript is spliced from 4 exons.